Messenger RNA from Fusarium odoratissimum NRRL 54006, 876 nucleotides. RefSeq lists its product as uncharacterized. The transcript has 2 exons. Gene Ontology annotation, cellular component: cytosol. NCBI's taxonomy places the organism in Eukaryota, Fungi, Ascomycota, Sordariomycetes, Hypocreales, Nectriaceae. Gene Ontology annotation, biological process: dGTP catabolic process. The record is from RefSeq and is a predicted model, not a curated record. The coding region runs from base 247 to 594 and encodes 115 amino acids. Gene Ontology annotation, molecular function: 8-oxo-7,8-dihydrodeoxyguanosine triphosphate pyrophosphatase activity.
CACAUUCCUUCCGAUGAUCCUCUAAUUUUCCAGUUGUAUCAUCACUGCCCCCCAUUGUUACACAUCUCACCACAGAAGAUACGCUUUCGCGAUGACUCAUCAGCUUAGCUGGGUAACUGCGCCUGGCUGGGCGUUCUUCUAAUCAACACAAAACUGAAGCCAUACCCUUGCCUUUUCUUCGGAAAACAAUAUCGCGAACUCAUUAACCAGCAUCUCUUUUGUUUUAUAUCCGAAACUCGUACCAGAAUGUCUACAGAAGCUCCUCACCCCCGCGUCGGCGUCGCCGCCCUCAUUUACAACCGCGAAGGCAUGUUCCUCACUGGAAAGCGGAUAGGGAGUCACGGAGCUGGCACUCUUCAGUUACCAGGAGGUCAUCUCGAGUACGGCGAGAGCUUUCUCGCGUGCGCAGAGCGAGAAACCCUUGAAGAAACAGGUCUCAAGGUCAAGGCUCUUCAGCACGUUGCCACUACGAACGAUGUAUUUGAAACAGAGAAGAAGCACUACAUCACAAUUUUUGUGUCCUGCCAGUUGGUUAAUGAGAGCGACCAACCCCAGGUCGGUUUGUCUUGCAAGUUGUGCAGGGUAAUGAGCUGACAUGACUAGAUCCUUGAACCACAGAAGUGUGAGGGCUGGUACUGGAAGUCAUGGGAUGAUCUCAAGAAGAUUCAUGCUACGGAAAAGAACGGGGAGAAGUUGUUUUUGCCGCUCAUCAAUCUGCUGGCGCAGGGACAGACUGUGGAGGAUUUGAAGGUUAAGGUGUAGUCCCAAUAACCUCCCCCAGGGAGCAAAAAAACUUCUGCUGUUAAACCAAGGUACCAGAAAUACCUAAUCUAAGAUCCACUAAUCCUAUUCUAAAUUAUACUGUCUUUACCCAAG